Brassica napus (rape) is the source of this 1741-nucleotide messenger RNA. Its product is annotated as UPF0725 protein At2g20620-like. Lineage: Eukaryota; Viridiplantae; Streptophyta; Magnoliopsida; Brassicales; Brassicaceae. The record is from RefSeq and is a predicted model, not a curated record. The coding region runs from base 980 to 1528 and encodes 182 amino acids. The transcript has 8 exons.
AAGAGCCCAAACCCAGCCCAUUUAGCUUCAUAUGGCGAAGAGAAGAACGACUACGGCGAGUAACUGAUCUCCGGCUAGAAAAAACCACGACCACCGCUCUUGUUCUGUCUCAACCUAAACUAAGGCAUCGUGAAACACCCGAUUCGGGCGAAAGCAAACACGGGUUUGGGUUAUUAGGAUUUUUUGAACUAAGCCUACAAAGUUCCAUUCGUUUGUUUUUAUUUUUUCAAAUUUCCGGUACGGUAUCACGGUUCGGAACCAACCGGGUUGGGAUCGAUUCGGUUCGGUUAGGGUAUAUAAAGAAUUGGAGGGGGAGUUAAUUUUGUUUCUGGGAGAAUUUGGGGGCGGGGGCAGAGAGAGGUACCUUUCUGUAAAACGUUAGGGUUGGGUGAGAAUGUCUGACGUGGAGAUGAAGGAAGAAAGCAGUGACACCUUGAGUGUUAAGGAACUCGAUGUUGUUCUACCACGGUACCAGCCGUUUAAUGGAUAUACAUCACCCUUCGACUUUAUUUUACCACCGUACAAACAGUUUCAUGGAUCAUCAAAAGUUUGUAAACCUCCUCCUCCCCAAGAGCUGAUCCCCGUUAAGGAGGCCGAGGCAGAGCUCGAAAACUUGCACCUUCCUAGUUCUGAAGAGGAGGAUUUUGAUGCUGUUCUACCACUGGAUUUAAUGAUAUCACCAUCAUUGGAUGCGAAUCUACCACUGGAUUUAAUGGUAUCACCAUCAAUGAAUCCGAACUCUACACCAGAUUAUGACUUCUCCAAUUAUCCUCAGUUCAGUGCUCCUUGUCAAGUUACUUAUACUCCCACUCCUCCCGGCGGUCACUUGGUUUUGUCUUACAACAGCCGUAAUGAUGCUUUGUAUGCAUGCGGAGCCUCUGCUCUGCGCCAAAAUUGGACUUCAUUGCUACAAUCUCGAAAAUGGGACUAACUUUGAACGUUCGCGUUCGGCUGUGCCUGAAGUAGCCGGCACACCGGAAUGUUGACAUUACGAGCAUGGGAUCUAGCUAGAGGUUGCUUUUGCAAGUUUGAAACAAAAGUUUGGUAUCCCACUCAGAAAAAAGAUUGCUUCCAUGUUAUCACAUCCCGCUGCAGAACCUUGCCCCCACUUCCUCCAGAAAAGGAGGAAAAGGAAGAAAGUGGAUUUGACAUACUUUCCUUGGAUGAACUAUUCAAAGGCAACAUGCCCGAUUGGUUGCCUGGUGACAGUAAGCUGCAUUACUACGAGAUGAAAGAAUCAGAGGUGGAACAAGCCAAAGAAUGGCUUCUUCUUUACGCUGAACUAGCCUGGUACACCAAGAAGCAGACGGACCCGUUCAUGUUUGAGUAUGGAAAGCCACUUGAGCUGCGAAAGAUAACUGUUCAAACCAAAGAAGUUGUCGACUCAAUGAAAAACGUAAAGUUGGAUAAUGCAGUUUUCUAUAUUAGCUUCCGGACAAGGUGCGGUGUUGUCUGCAAAGGUGUCAUAAGGAGAACAAGGGAUGGGAGGCCCGAGCAUUUAUCCGUUGAAGCCAAGUGUUUCAUGUGAUGUGUGAGCGGCUGAGAGUAAUCAAGUAACGUAUGUGUUCUAUCUAGCAAGUAUUUAUAGUUAAUUUAACGCCUUGUCCAAUAUUCAUCGUACUUGUUUCUAAUAAAGACAUGAUAAGCUUUUGUUGCCUUUAUUUUUAUCCCUAAAAAUUCUGUGUCAUGGUGUCUUUUAGACUUGUAUCAUAUUUUAUACGAUCAUAUGGUCGAGCUAUCA